Melampsora larici-populina 98AG31 is the source of this 781-nucleotide messenger RNA. RefSeq lists its product as uncharacterized. The transcript is spliced from 4 exons. The record is from RefSeq and is a predicted model, not a curated record. The annotation marks the transcript as partial. Lineage: Eukaryota; Fungi; Basidiomycota; Pucciniomycetes; Pucciniales; Melampsoraceae.
GUAACUUUCCAUUUCACAGGACAACUCCGCGAGUUAUCAUCAUUCACAUAGUUCAUUUAUUUCACCUCCGCGAGUUCUCAUCUUACUCAUAGUUCAUUUUCAUUUCACAACCAACUCCGCGAGUUAUCAUCUUACAAACAGUUCCACUGAUUGUCAUGCCUUCAGGCUCCAGAACCACACGAUUGAACCCGAUCAACCCCUAUCAACCUUUGCCUGUCCCCUCCCGCAAAACCAAGCAAACUGGACUUAUUUGCCAGUCAGCAAACUGCACCAAGAGGCCUACUCACUCCACGCUCUACUACCAACCACGGAACCAACCUAACGCUAAGCUGAUUGGAAUAAGGUGUCCACACGAUUACAAGGCCUGUUAUACACGUUUCUACCACCCAUACCGAGUCGAAAUCCUCGAACACAACGCCCAGUUACUCGCGAUGGAAGUCGAUCCACGGCUCAUCGGUGGAAUUGCUUCAAACACUACUUCCCAAACCUUUCCCCAAACUUCCCAAACCACUUCUCAAACCACUUCUCAAACCAAACGCCGCACCACCAAAGUUGAUUCAUCUGCUCAAUGCCAAGGCGUUAAAGGUCAAUUUGCCACUGGUCAUACGAUGCGGAAGAACAAUUCAUGCAAUGCCAAUGCCUGCCGCCAUUGUUGCCAGGAACUCAAUGAUCAAUUGGCUGGAUGUGCACCUCACGGUGCCAUGAAUCAAUUUGCUAAGUUCAAAAGUAUCACGAUUCAAAAACAGGCAGACGAACGAACUCAAAGAGAUAAUGAACAGAU